This is a messenger RNA of Leptonychotes weddellii (Weddell seal), 4889 nucleotides long. Lineage: Eukaryota; Metazoa; Chordata; Mammalia; Carnivora; Phocidae. The record is from RefSeq and is a predicted model, not a curated record.
AUGGACAUGCUGGCUUUCUUGGGCAAGGAGUCUGAGGACAACUCAGGCUCAGCCUGCACGGGGCUGUUCCAGGACACUGACCUGCUGUCCCCCGGCACCCUGGUCAAUGCGGCACAUGGAGGCAGUGGCGGUGGCGGCCUGGAGAGCAGCCGGCACCUGAGCCGCAGCAACAUUGAUAUCCCCCGAAGCAAUGGUGUCGAAGACCCCAAAAGGCAGUUGCCCCGGAAGAGGAGUGACUCAUCCACCUACGAGCUGGAUACCAUCCAGCAGCACCAGGCCUUCCUGUCCAGCCUCCAUGCCAGCGUGCUGAGGAAUGAGCCCAGCUCCCGCCGUUCGAGCAGCUCCACCAUGCUGGAUGGCACAGGGGCUGUGGGGAAGUUCGACUUUGAGAUCGCAGACCUUUUCCUCUUCGGGUGCCCGCUGGGGCUCGUCCUGGCCUUGAGGAAGACCGUCAUCCCUGCCCUGGAUGUUUUCCAGCUGCGGCCGGCCUGCCAGCAAGUCUACAACCUCUUCCACCCCGCGGACCCAUCCGCCUCCCGCCUGGAGCCGCUGCUGGAGCGGAGAUUCCACGCCCUGCCGCCGUUCAGCAUCCCCCGCUACCAGCGCUACCCGCUGGGGGACGGCUGCUCCGCGCUGCUGGUCGAGACAGUGCAGAGAAACCCCGAGCUGGUCCUGGAGGGUGGGCCCCUGGCCCCUCUCCCCCCAGGGGACGGCUUCCUGGAAACCAGUAUCCCCGUUCCCGCGCUCACCUGGCAAGACGGGCCCCGCCCGAGCCCGGGCUGUGCUGAGUCGGACGCGCUCCAGACCCACAACACAGUCUUUCAAGAGCACGCGGCCCCCUCCUCGCCCGGUGCAGCCCCCACCACCCGAGGCUUCCGCCGAGCCAGUGAGAUCAGCAUUGCCAGCCAGGUGUCGGGCAUGGCCGAGAGCUACACAGUGUCCAGCAUCGCCCAGAUUGCAGCAAGGUGGUGGGGCCAGAAGCGGAUCGACUAUGCCUUGUACUGCCCCGACGCUCUGACAGCCUUCCCCACCGUGGCCCUGCCCCACCUCUUCCACGCCAGCUACUGGGAGUCAACGGAUGUGGUCUCCUUCCUGCUGAGACAGGUCAUGAGGCAUGACAAUUCGAGCAUCUUGGAGCUGGAUGGCAAGGAGGUUUCGGUGUUCACCCCCUCAAAGCCAAGAGAGAAGUGGCAGCGCAAGAGGACUCAUGUGAAGCUUCGGAACGUGACCGCCAACCACCGGAUCAACGAUGCAGUCGCCAACGAGGAUGGCCCGCAAGUUCUGACGGGCCGGUUCAUGUAUGGGCCCCUGGACAUGGUCACUCUGACUGGGGAGAAGGUGGACGUGCACAUCAUGAUGCAGCCGCCCUCGGGCGAGUGGCUGUACCUGGACACGCUGGUGACCAACAGCAGCGGGCGGGUCUCCUACACCAUCCCCGAGACCCACCGCCUGGGUGUGGGCGUCUACCCCAUCAAGAUGGUGGUCAGGGGAGACCACACGUUUGCGGACAGCUACAUCACCGUGCUGCCCAAGGGCACGGAGUUCGUGGUCUUCAGUAUCGACGGCUCCUUUGCUGCCAGUGUGUCCAUCAUGGGCAGCGACCCCAAAGUGCGGGCCGGGGCCGUGGACGUGGUGCGGCACUGGCAGGACCUGGGCUACCUCAUCAUCUAUGUGACGGGCCGGCCUGACAUGCAGAAGCAGCGGGUGGUGGCGUGGCUGGCCCAGCACAACUUCCCCCACGGCGUGGUGUCCUUCUGUGACGGCCUAGUGCAUGACCCGCUGCGGCACAAAGCCAACUUCCUGAAGCUGCUCAUCUCCGAGCUGCACCUGCGCGUGCACGCGGCCUACGGCUCCACCAAGGACGUGGCGGUCUACAGCUCCAUCAGCCUGUCCCCCAUGCAGAUCUACAUCGUGGGCCGGCCCACCAAGAAGCUGCAGCAGCAGUGCCAGUUCAUCACGGACGGCUACGCGGCUCACCUGGCCCAGCUCAAGUACAACCACCGGGCGCGGCCGGCCCGCAAUGCAGCUACCCGCAUGGCGCUGCGGAAAGGCAGCUUCGGCCUGCCGGGCCAGGGCGACUUCCUGCGCUCCCGGAACCACCUGCUCCGCACCAUCUCGGCCCAGCCCAGCGGGCCCGGCCACCGGCACGAUCGGACGCAGAGCCAGGCGGACGGCGAGCAGCGGGGACAGCGCAGCAUGAGCGUAGCCGCGGGCUGCUGGGGCCGCACCAUGACCGGCCGGCCUGAGCCUGGGGCAGCCGCGGGCCCCAAGUAGGACACCGUGAGUGAGGCGCUGUGGUCUCCAUGGUGCUAGGCCAGGGCGGCCAGCCCCGCCAGGAGGCCUGGCCUGGGCACGCAAUGGCGGCUGGACACAAGCUUGUCCCAGGGCCUGGCGGAGGACAUAGGCCGUGCCACACAGCCCUCCCGGCCCUGCCUCGUGUCCUAGGGUCUGAGGGGUUCCAGCUUGCAGGAAGACCUGUCCCAGGAUGACAGGGACCAGGACUCCCCAUGCGGACUGGCCCGGAAGGCUCUCCUAGACAUUUGCCCUGCAUUGACCUCCCAGCGUCCCGACGACAGGCCUGGGCCCGGGCCCAGCCCGCCACUUCCCAUCCACUAGCUCACCCUGACCCCCAGGUCCCCUCCCACUUGGUAGCAGCUCCAACGGGGGACAGCCUGCUUCUUGUUAACUCGAGUUACUCAACUGUUCAACCUCACUGGUUUUGCACUGACUUUUGAGAGUGGAGAUCCAUUACCAUCUCCUGUGGCGACGGACAUGCAUGAAAAGCCAACAUUCGCUGAUCUGGGACCUCUUGCCACACAGAAGGCUCCAGGGCGGCAAAUCCUUGUGCAAGCAGGAGAGAGAGGCCAUAUCUUAAUUUCUGCAGCUCCGCCUGGCCCGCCAGCGCUGUGGCAGCCCCGGACCCCUGCCUACCUGUCCACUUGCCCCACCUGGAACCCAGUCCAGCGGCGAGGCUGGUGAGGCCCAGAGCCGGCUCCCGAGAAGCCACGCCUCGGGCUCCUGGGCCUGGCCGGGCCGGCCUCCUCUUCCACUCCUCGCCUGCCGUCCGUCAAGGCCACGUGCCUCGGCUCUCCCGUUUCUACACCUUUCUACUUCUCCAAUCUGAUUUCUAUGAGGUUUUUUUAAAUGAGCAAUCCUUGGCUGCUUCCUUUUCUUAACUCUUUCAGUACCAAGCGCAGCCCCUCCACAUGAAAACACCCAGCACUGUGACGGAGUCCAGCCUGGUUCUGGGUCCCGGGGCCCUGCCGCCCCCACCCAUGCAGUGGGGCGUGGGGUCCCCGCCUCACCUGACCCCCGUUAAUUCCACUGAAUUUCUACUCUGGGGUGAGUGGGGCACACACUUAGGUUUUUUUAAUGCCAAUUCCGUUUUGAUGCCGAAUCUAAGAAGCCACAACUUGCUUCGUUAGCUUAAGGGCAGGCAGCCAUGACACCAUUCCCCUCCUGGUAAGGACCGCGCUGUCCUGCACGCUGGGUCCGAGCAUCAGCCCUCCCUCCCCAGAAAUGACCACGAUCUCAGCUGUGGCGCUUGGCUCCGGGCGGCCCUUCUGCUGCUUCUCCACCUUCUACAUAAGGCGGGGGAGGCUGCCUGGCCAGGCUCCGACUCAGAAGCUGCUGCCAACCUGGAUACGGCCUCAGGGCCUCAUGGGCUGGGACGGGGAGGCACACCGAUUGAUGUUAACAUUCUCCCGUGUGUAGAUAUGUACAGCCAAAGGGUCAUGUAAAUGUUCCACGAAAGUGGGUCUAUACAGAGUGAGAGCUAUUUAUUUUGUGCAGAGAAAAAUUUCUGGAGGGAGAGGACCUUCAGGGUUUGUUCAUAUUUAAGAUGUAGCUUUUUGGUUUUGUUUCAGGCGUUAUGUAUAAAGCAACGAUUAUUUUAUGGACCAAGUUUUAAUGUAAGUGUUGCAAUGGAAGUGCAAUACCUGACCCCCCUCUGCUCCCCGCGGGGGAAACUGCUUGGCCUGACAAUCACAGCCCGGCGGGGGGCCCCUGUGGCCAGUGCCUCCUCCUCUGUCGGUCCCACCUCACCCCAUCUUGCCUACCGCCUCGGUGACCAGCCAUCCGGAGAAGCACCUGGAAGAGCCUCGGGCCCGCCUGCAAUAAAGGCUGGGCGGCCUGCUGGCCCGGGGAGGCCGUGUGGGCAGUGGGUCCGGCCGCUCCCAGCGGGCAGCUCUCCCAAGCUCCCCACUCCCCGCCCGCCUGCCCAGCUGCCAGCCAUGCCAAGGACAACAGCAAUAGUCCCCUGGGCCUCUCCCAGCGGCCCUUAGCCAUAGAUGGUGAGAUGGGCAGCCCACCCUCCCCGUUGACGUCUCUCUUCUAUAUCCAGGUCUGCUUCCUGCCUCCCUAAAGAUUCCUUUUGGCACAUUCUCUUCUUAAAGAAGCACCAGUUUUUCAGAAACUAAGAGGGAGGGCAGAGUCCUUUAAAAAUACCAAAAAUGUUUACAGUGUUGGGUGCUGAGCUGCAGGGCUCAGGCCCGACCAGUCGUAACCAAAGGGUGAGGCAGGCCUUGCUGACUGCCACCCCCACCCCAGGCCUGUUAGAGUAGAAGCCUUAGUCCCACUCCCAACACCGACCCCAGACUGAGCCUCAGCCCACCACCCCAGAUCCAACCACCUGCCUUCUCUUUGAUUUCUAAAGAGGGAUUCAGCAGAGACCCCACCCCCAACUUUCCCAGCUCGGUCUGAGCUGCCCGCCCGCCCGCCCCGUUGCAGUCUUCGAGCCUCGGCCCCUCCUGUCUCUCUGUCUGGGCCAUGUGUGAGCAGUGUCCUGACUCGCCCCAUCCGCCCUUGCUACCCCUGCACCUUCGGGCCUGAGUGUGCUCUGUAUACAGUGUCAUUGUCUGUUACACCAAUUAAAGAAGCAGGAAGGCUUC